CCCCCGCGAACAGAUUAUCAGUUCCCUCUCCGCACUCUCACCAGUCUACCUUUUAAGUCGUUCCUAGGUAAACGUUGGGGUUUAGCUUUCUCUGCAAGCACUUGGCCAUGGCUUCUCAUCUCUCCUUGAUCUCUGUCUUCUUCCUCUUCGGUCUCACAUUACCUUCCUUAUCCUUAAGCGUUCCGGCGAAGCUUUUACUGGAGGAAGGUUACACGGUUACGACGGUGAUGAACGGUCACAAACUGAACAUCAAUCCAUACGCGAUUCUUCCUCGACCGGGAUCGUCGGAUUUCCUCGUUCUUGAUUCUUCUGGUAGUUCGAUCUACACAGUAUCUUUUCAAUCGUCUCCAGAUGGUGUAGUUGUUAACCGGUUAUCUGGGGAUCGGGCUCACGUCGCCGAUUAUCAGGACGGGGAAUUGGGUUCUGCCUGGUUCAAUCAUCCCCGGAGCUUCGCUGUUGAUUUGAAAGGGAAUGUAUAUGUUGCUGAUAAGAACAAUAUGGUUAUAAGAAAAAUCACCAACACAGUGGUGGUUUUAGGGGUGACUACAAUUGCUGGAGGUUACUCACGGAAGGAAGGGCAUGAUGAUGGUCCCGCGCAGAAUGCAACAUUCUCAAAUGCUUUUGACCUGUUUUUUAUCCCUGAGAUGUGUGCUUUACUGAUUUCGGACCAUGGGAAUUUAUUGGUUCGCCGAAUUGACCUUAAGCCAGAAGAUUGUAAAAGGACUUCUAAAUCUGCACUCGGAGCUGCUGCAGGUUGGGUUCUGGGAUUGGGACUUUCAUGUUUAUUUGGAAUACUUGUUGGAAUUGUACUUCGCCCAUAUAUCAUUCCCUCUGAAGGCCACAGUCUAUGCAGCUUCAGCAAGACAUGGAAGCACUGCCUAAUCUCUCUGGAGAGAAAGCUGCUGACACUUUUCUGCGGCAGCAGAAACGCAAUUGCUAGCUUUGUGCUUUAUGUGCCGCUCAUGCAAAAACUCUUUUGGUUGUGUGUUUCUCAUCUCUCUCUUAUGUUUAAAAUAAACAAUGUACAGUCUAGAACUUCAAACAGGGAAGUUAUCUCUUUGCUUGACUGUGAUGUCCCUGGUCACACUGAGAUACGAAAUCCUCCUAUGUAUACCGAACAAUUGAAGGUCUCGUUUAGUUCUGAUGGAAUACUGGAACAUUCAAGCUCAAUAAAUGAAAUCAUCUUUAAGCAAAGAGAAGAAAAUCAAGAGACGGGUGAUGUUUCAUCCGACCACCAUGAAAGGCUGGAUGCUAUGAUACAAGCUAACUUCAUGGGCUUCACUGCUAUGGACAAAGAAACAACGCCACUAGAUUGUUCUUCUGUAGGUAAUUCAGGUUUAGUGAAGAGGAGAUGAAGCAACUUUGACCAUCUCUCUAUGUUGAAGCUACUAGUCUUAUCACUAAUGAGCUUGUAAAUACCUAAGAUUUCGUGUGUACGGUGUGCUCCUUUUGUUAUCUUGUGAUAUGGUAUAUAUUUUCAUGUUUGGCCCUUUAUUUA
Molecule: messenger RNA, 1498 nt
Organism: Tripterygium wilfordii
Lineage: Eukaryota; Viridiplantae; Streptophyta; Magnoliopsida; Celastrales; Celastraceae
Exons: 6
Coding region: 108-1355 (415 amino acids)
Source: RefSeq, a predicted model, not a curated record